AGGUGGAGAAUAGUAGUACAUGGUGGAAUAGAUGGCUAUUCCAGAGUACCAGUUUACCUCAAAGCCUCAAGUAACAAUAGAGCAGACACUGUUUUGGCUCUUUUUCGCGAGACAGUUGCAGAGUUUGGCCUGCCAUCACGUGUGAGAUCAGACAAGGGUGGUGAAAAUGUUGAUGUUUCGACAUACAUGCUAAGUCAUGUUCAGCGAGGACCAGGAAGGGGUAGCAUGUUAACAGGUACUUUCCCGUGGGGUUGUUUUUCUACCAAAGUAUUUCUACUUUGAUUUCAUAAAAUUAGGGUAUAAUAACAAGUACCUUUUUUAUUCUGUUUGUGAACCUGUAGGUAAAAGUACUCACAAUCAACGAAUUGAGCGACUUUGGCGGGAUGUAUUUGCAGGAUGUCUCUCCCUGUUUUAUGACCUUUUUUAUGACUUGGAAAGACAGAAUAUCUUACACCCAGACAAUGAGGGCCAUUUAUGGUGUUUGCAUUAUGUUUUCUUGUCCAUAAUUAACAAACACCUGACUAACUGGAAAAAUGCUUGGGUCUAUCAUCCAAUGAGGACAGAGAGAAAUAAGCCUCCUAUGCAACUAUGGAUCAGAGGCUUGCAGGAAGCAUGGGGGUCACAGUCCUUGGAAGAUGAGGUUUUUCAGGUACUGUAUGAAGCUAAUAGACCUUUUUACCGAUACGGCAGCUAUAUUGAAUUAAUUCGAUUUUAGGAUUAUUAUAGGAUGCCCAGGGGGCAUAAGCACAUUUCGUUUGUAUUUUCGAGCACUUUUCGGGACAUUUUUUCUUAGAAUAAGAUUGUAAUGGGAAAAAAGAUCUUUGUGCAGUGUUUUGAUGUAAUAAUGAUCGCCGUUUUCCCGAGAAAUGUACAGUGAAAGACCAUAUUUCUAAUACUAAACUAGAAAAAGGCGAUCACUAUUACAUCCAAACACGGCACAAGGAUCUUUUUUCCCAUUACAAUCUUAUUCUAAGAAAACUUUAAGAAAAAAUGUCCUGAAAAGCACUCAAAAAUACAAAGGAAAUGUGCUUAUGCCCCCAGGGCAUCCUAUAAUACUCCUUAAAUCGAGUUAAUUCAAUAUGGCCGCCGUAGCGGUAAAAAGGUCUAUUCUUGUACUAGCUCAUAUCUGGGGGGGGGGGGGUUGGGGAUGACUCCCAGGUGAGUAUGUUUGUCAUAAAAUUAUUGCUUAGGGGCAAAUAUGAGCAAUGUGGUAUCUUUUUGUAUGGUACAAUUUCAGUUUAUAUUUUCAGAAAUUCCUAAUAUCUUUAGCAUAUUGAAAAAACAAGAGUCUACUACUGCUUUUCAAGUUUUAGAUUAGGCACUCCUUUAUAUCUUGUCCAACCACACCCUUUUUAGAAGACUUUGGUAACUGUUGGGGGUAUUAUUAUUUGAAAAUAUCUGACAAGCAUACCACAUACGUUUACCUCCUCCCCAUGCAAUGUGUGUAUAUUACAAAAUGUAUCAUACUUUGCCAGUAAAUGUCCUUUUAUUGUGAACACAAACUCACCUCCUUUCAACAUAAUAAGUAUUGUCUUCAUGAGCUUUCACACAUAUUGCUUUCAUUUAAGUCAAGGAGAUUCAAAAGAUUAUAAGUGCAUAAAGGGAAAUGUCAGACAGUGAGCAAACUUCAGUACCAUGAAUGUAUACAAUUUUUUUUGUCUGUAGAAUGAGGGUAAUGACUAUGGAAUUGAUUGGAGUGGACCCAUCCCUCAAACAGAUGCUAGUUUGUAUGAAAUGGUUGAGGUCCUAGACACAGCAUGUCCUUUGACUCUUGAACAGAUGGAUUUAUUGCCAACAACAGAAAACAUGAACUAUUUAGAUGGAGUAGAAACUCUUCAACAAAUCCUCAACAUUUUUUAA
Molecule: messenger RNA, 1860 nt
Organism: Porites lobata
Lineage: Eukaryota; Metazoa; Cnidaria; Anthozoa; Scleractinia; Poritidae
Source: the annotation of a GenBank genome assembly